GGCAGCAUCUCGCAGCAGCUGACCCGUGGCUACAGUGAGUGGAUUACUGGCAGUAGUUGAUCAGCCGCGGCACUUGAAGCAUCCAAACGAAUUUGGAUCGAGCGAACACGCCGCGUAGGAAGAGGAUCAUUCAAGACUUGAAGUUAUCACUUUCUCAAAAAAAGAUUCAACGAUCGAGAAUCUUACUCGGUGUUGCAGAUCGCUGACAUAUGCUGGACAUAUGUUUGGUAGUUCUGAUCGAUGAUCUCGGGGCAGUGCUGCUGAGUGCGGAAUUUAUUGCGUAGUUUAGUUGAAUGGUGUCAGUUCGGGUGAUGAUGUUUGCAAUAUGUGUUUCCUCUGAGGAAAUGGUCAACAUCUACGCGAUUUGCAUAAUGUUCUUCAAGCGCUAGUGAACGAGUACAAUACAAUUUAGUGUGAAGUCAAACAGACAGUGAAUAAAACUACGAAAAUAAAUCGACCUGAACUGCGUUCGGUGAACGGAAGGGCCAACGGUGGCAGAAUAAAAUGUUAGCUAAUUACUCAAUUUGAAUAAUUUCCCACCGUGGCAGACAAACUCGCUCAGAGUGCCGUGCAACAGGUUGUUCGUGAAAGCAAGCUUAAUCCGAUCAGUGUUCAAAGUUUGGCUCACCGAGAAUGCGCCAUUAAAUUGUAAUUUAUCACCAGACGACAGUGUGUUCAAAGUGAAACUAGUUUCAUGAUUGUUCAAUUAGUUUCCUGCUGUUAAGUACCAAUAGUCUCUACGAUGGAACGACUCAACCAAGUGCUGACGAAUCUACGAAGGAUUGCCCUGCCAACGGUAGCAAUUCUCAUCGCUCUAGGUGCUCCGCAAAGUUUCGCAUACCUAGAGGACCGGCCACCAGUCUAUUUGGAGGCGAAAGUUGGUGCCUACGUUAUUUUAAACUGCCCAGUGGAUUUCCCCAAAAAUGACCCCAUCCCGUACGUGCUCCACUGGAACAAGGAUAACAAACCAGUCUUCACCCUGUACGAUGGAAUUCUCAACACUUACGAAACCUACAUCGGUCGGGUAACGCUGUUAAAUGACGAUCUGGUAUACGGGAAGGCAUCGCUGAACCUGACUUCGAUACGGGAAAGCGACAAUGGGUGGUAUGAGUGCAAGGUCAUCUUUCCGAACAGGGUGCCGAAUAAGCGGAACAACGGAACCUGGUUCCACAUUUCGGUUUUGGGUGGUACGUUACUGAAGAUUCCACCGGUCAAUCAAACGAUUUUGGAAGGUGAUCCGGCCUUCUUUCACUGCCUGGCUCAGAAUCCAGAGACGAUGUUCGUCGAAUGGUACAAGGAUAACGUACCACUGCUGGAGAUGUUCGAUUUAAUACACAGAUCGACCUUUGGACCGGAUGGAAGCCUAACGAUCAAUCCAACUCAGAUGAGUGAUUUAGGAUACUACACAUGCGAAGUUCGGAAUCUGAUGAACGACACCCAGAAUGCGAGUGCUUUCCUGAAUGUUCAAUAUAAGGCAAAGGUCAUAUACGCACCUAAAGAAGUCUACCUGCCGUUUGGAGACCCGGCCGUUCUGGAUUGCCAUUUCCGAUCGAAUCCUCCGUUGACAAAUCUACGGUGGGAGAAGGAUGGUUUCCUAUUUGAUCCCUAUAAUGUCCAGGGCGUAUUCUACAAGCGAAACGGAAGCAUCUACUUUGAGAAAGUUGACGAUUCGCAUGCGGGACGCUAUUCUUGUACUCCGUAUAAUGAUCUCGGUACCGAUGGAGCAUCCCCAAUGAUCCACGUGAUUGUACAGAAGCCUCCUAGUUUCAUUCUGAAACCGAAGCUACUCUACGUGACUAAGAUGGGAGGAACAGUGGAAAUGCACUGCGAUGCGCGAGAUCGAGACGGAACACAUACACCGCAGAUCACUUGGGUUAAGAAAGACGGAAGCCUACUCCCUCACGGGAGAUAUCAGUUGAAUGGUGCAAAUCUAACCAUUGAAGAAAUCGUGGAGUCCGAUCGAGGAAUCUACGCAUGUCAGGCGACGAACGAAGCAGCGACCAUCUCGGCUGACGCGGAAAUCAUGAUCGAAAACGUGUCUCCUAGAGCUCCGUACAACUUGACAGGUAACAGUUCAGAUACGGCAAUCACUCUGCGCUGGGCUCCUGGCUAUAUUCGUCAAUAUCUGGAAUACAUCAUCUGGUAUCGACUGGCGGAAGCUCCCGAAUGGAGGACGUUCAAAGUGAACAACAAGCAUAUCCUGGAGGCUACCAUCACCAAUCUGCUACCAGCCAAGGAGUACGAGUUCAUGGUGCUCUGUCAGGAUAGUUACGGCGAUGGGAUGUUCAGUAAAGCUUUCAGAUACUUUACAAAGCCAAAGGAAUUUGAGCAACCGGAAACGUUCCAGGACACGCUGCUACAGUUCAACCAAAUUGGAUCGCCAAUCAACUUGACCAUCGACAAGCGGCACAGCAACUACGAGGCCCGUUGGAAGCCUCCGGAGUUGGGACUGGAUCAACUACGCUACUACAUCCUUCGCUGGUGGGUGGAACCGCAGCACAAACUGCACGGAAGUCGUACGACUCCCGAGACGAGCUAUAUUCUUGAGGAGCUGGACGAGGACGAACUGUACACGUUCCAGGUGUUUGCCAUGUCCACCACGAACUACACCAGCGGUAGCAACGAGGUUGAAAUCUACGUGCACCCGUAUCAGAAGGUUAAAGUGAUGACCAUCGGAGGGGUGGUGUUGCUGCUCAUCUGCCUGGCCGUGAUAAGUAUGCUGUUGUUCGUGAAACGAAAUCGGAUCAAAAAGCUCCGAGAGGCGGAGAAUGUGAAGAUUUAAUACACAGCGGCAGCACGGCAGACCAGCGAAAGGGUUGAUGUCGAUGCGAUUCCAUAUUAUCAUAAGAAUGCAUAGAGUAUUAUAGAUUAUCGUGCAAGCAAAACCAUUCGUUCAUAGGUUAGAAGAAGAAAGUGUCUGAUUUACAGGUUAAGUCGAUUUAAUGUAGUGUUCUGCUUAAUAAAGAGUUGCAAUAUUAGAUAACCGGAGGUCGUUGCAAAAGGUGCAUAUGAUGGAUUGCUUUCAUUUCAAAAU
Messenger RNA from Ochlerotatus camptorhynchus, 3034 nucleotides. It is a transcript of the gene bdl, whose product is annotated as borderless. Gene Ontology annotation, molecular function: protein binding. NCBI's taxonomy places the organism in Eukaryota, Metazoa, Arthropoda, Insecta, Diptera, Culicidae. The coding region runs from base 743 to 2782 and encodes 679 amino acids. The record is from RefSeq and is a predicted model, not a curated record. The transcript is spliced from 8 exons.